GUUAAACUUAGUCAAAAACAUAGCCUUUGUAAUUCACGAGUGAAAACUGAAGUAGGUGAGAUCAUGCUCACCGUUCACCGGCUUAUCAGGGAACCCAGUAAAUGCAUCUAGUGAAGUAUUCGACCAAAUCCAGCCUUGCACGAAACUAACUCCAAAUUACUAACCAAUUGCUCGUGAUACUCUUUCUAUGUGGUCUUUACUUUCGGCCUAACCUCUCCCGCCGCACCCUCUUUACAAUUUUUACCUUACUCCACUGAACCCUAAGCCCCACCCCCUAAAAUCCCCUCUCCUUUCAUCAAAAACAUCGUUCUUUCCGCCAUGGAUUCUGUACCAGAUCGGCACCACCAAACAGGCUACAACGAUGAUACCCUUGAUUAUGAUGUCGAUGUGGACGGUGAUGACGAUUCUAAUUCUUCUCCAUCCGUCGCCGGCGAGGUGACCAUAGCUGUCGCCGGCGUCUCAACCGGUGAUUCUCCUUCUCCUCUGAUUCACACCGGGAAACGACCGAGAAUUGAUGAUUUCGCCAUUCCCGUUAUUCUUCCUGGAGCCGUGAAAAAGCCGUCUGGUGCUUUUGAUGAGUCUCGUAAGCUGUUUCAAAGGCUUUGGACUGAUGAGGAUGAGAUUGAGUUGUUGCGAGGGUUUCUGGAGUACACGACGCAGCGUGGCUUGAACAAUUCUUCGCAGCAGCACCAUUACGAUACGACGGCGUUUUACGACCAGAUCAAGUCCAAAUUCCAGCUGGAUUUCAACAAAAACCAGCUGGUGGAGAAGCUCCGGCGACUGAAGAAGAAGUACAGGACUGUGAUGAGCAAGAUGGGAUCCGGCAAGGACUUUGUUUUCAAAAGUGCUCACGAUCAGGUAACUUUCGAAAUCUCCCACAAGAUCUGGAGUAGUAAUGGAGGCUCUUAUGUCCGCAGCAGCCCUGGAGGCUCUGUUGGUUUCUCCGCCCCACCGCUAGAAGAUGGUGGAUUGGAUGAUGAAGAUCACCUUAACCCUAACCCCCCUAAUUCUGAUUCUAUUGUCCUUUAUCAUAGCCCCAGCCCCAAGUUUAACCUUAACUCUAACCCUAAUGGAAUUGCCAUCAAAACUCCAAGAUCACACAAAAGGUCUCCACCAGUACCAGUACCAGUACCUACAGAAGCUGUUAAAGUUGAGCAACAUUCUUAUCAGCCACCGGGGGCCAGCAUUAAUGUGCCAAUGCCGACCACAAACUCGAACCCUGUGGCAGCUGCCCCUGUGGCCAGUGUUGCCGCCUCAGCUCCCACCACGGUGGCUGCUUCAGUGCCUAGCCUGAUUGAGGAAACAGUGAGGAAUUGUGUAUCGCCAAUUUUCAAGGAGCUGUUGAACAAUGUGGCAAAUUUGAACGGGUCUGCUAGAGGGUUUGGGUUUGGAUUCGGAGGAAUGGGGAUGAGUCCAAUCCCGUUGGGGUUCGGGGGAGGUGCAAUGAGCAUGGAAAUGAUGGGGGACGAGAAAUGGAGGAAGCAGCAGAUGUUAGAGCUGGAAGUGUAUUCGAAGAGGUUAGAACUGGUUCAAGAUCAGGUAAAAGCACAAUUGGAGGAGCUGAGAUCAAUGGGAAGUAACAAUUGAAAAGGUUGCCUUUUUAAAGUAUACAACUAUUGAAAUAAUUCUAGUUGAUAAUUUUACCCCAGGUUGUUGAUGACAAUGGUUGGUUUAGGUAUGUAGCUUUUGGUUGCUAAAUAAUGAGUUCUAAUUAGUUUUCAGCUGCUUGUUUGCAGACUUUGUUGCAAUAUAUAGAUGCUUAGUCUAUUUUUGUAUAAAGAAAUGAAACCAUAGAAAGACCAAAUGUUGAGUUAGUGUCA
Solanum dulcamara is the source of this 1820-nucleotide messenger RNA. Its product is annotated as probable transcription factor At3g04930. Gene Ontology annotation, biological process: regulation of DNA-templated transcription. Gene Ontology annotation, cellular component: nucleus. NCBI's taxonomy places the organism in Eukaryota, Viridiplantae, Streptophyta, Magnoliopsida, Solanales, Solanaceae. The transcript has a single exon. Bases 319 to 1587 code for a protein of 422 amino acids. The record is from RefSeq and is a predicted model, not a curated record.